Messenger RNA from Pyrenophora tritici-repentis Pt-1C-BFP, 1936 nucleotides. RefSeq names its product CDC3, Septin family protein. Gene Ontology annotation, molecular function: GTPase activity; GTP binding; molecular adaptor activity. Lineage: Eukaryota; Fungi; Ascomycota; Dothideomycetes; Pleosporales; Pleosporaceae. Gene Ontology annotation, cellular component: cytosol; septin complex; cell division site. The record is from RefSeq and is a predicted model, not a curated record. Gene Ontology annotation, biological process: cytoskeleton-dependent cytokinesis; intracellular protein localization.
GCAGUCCCCGGAACACCACGCCAUUUUCCCUUUGCAGCCCACUGCACCACUUCAAUCCAUUGCUUUGAGUGCAUCUCUCACUCUACAGCAUACCUACCGCUGACUGGAGUCCCUCCCUUGACAAACAUUGUCUGCGUCUACUGCAACUAUUUACACCAUGGAAUCCGGUGCUACAUCUCCAGCGCCGCCAACGCGUGCGUCCCCAUCACCUCCAGCCUCUGCCGGCGGCUUCGCCAUGGAUCAGACGAUUAACGGACAGCCUCCAGCGGUACAAACCAUCACGGCGAAGAACCCCAAGGCCGCAGCUGCCAUGGCAAACGACAUGAACAUUGUGCGCAGGAAGCUCACGGGCUACGUCGGUUUCGCCAACCUGCCCAACCAGUGGCACCGCAAGAGUGUACGCAAGGGCUUCAACUUCAAUGUCAUGGUUGUUGGUGAGUCUGGCCUCGGAAAGUCGACGCUGGUCAACACCCUCUUCAACACGUCGCUGUACCCGCCCAAGGAGCGCAAGCCCCCGAGCCUCGACAUCUCCAAGACGGUCUCGAUACAGUCCAUCAGCGCCGACAUUGAGGAAAACGGUGUUCGUCUGAGGUUAACAGUCGUCGACACACCCGGCUUCGGUGACUUCAUCAACAACGACGAGUCGUGGGACCCGAUUGUCAAGAAUAUUGAGCAAAGGUUCGACGCCUACCUCGACGCCGAGAACAAGGUCAACCGCAUGAACAUUGUCGACAACCGCAUCCACGCCGUCGUCUACUUCAUCCAGCCCACUGGCCACUCGCUGAAGCCCAUCGACAUCGAGGUGAUGAAGAAGCUUCACACCAAAGUCAACCUCAUCCCCGUCAUCGCCAAGGCCGACACCGUUACUGACGAUGAAAUCGACAACUACAAGAAGAGGAUUCUUGCAGAUAUCGCCUACCACAAGAUCCAGAUCUUCGAGGGACCACGGUACGAGCUUGACGACGAGGAGACGAUUGCCGAGAACCAGGAGAUCAUGGCCAAGGUUCCCUUUGCCGUUGUCGGUUCCAACACCGAGGUCACCACGGUUGACGGCCGCAAGGUGCGUGGGCGUGCGCUUCCCUGGGGUGUUGUCGAGGUGGACAACGAGGAGCACUGCGACUUUGUCAAGCUGCGCCAGAUGCUCAUCCGCACCCACAUGGAGGAGCUCAAGGAGAACACCAACAACGCGCUCUACGAGAACUACCGCUCGGAGAAGCUCGCACAGAUGGGCAUCCAGCAAGACUCCAGCGUGUUCAAGGAGGUCAACCCUGCGGUCAAGCAAGAGGAGGAGCGUUCGCUCCACGAGGCCAAGCUCCAGAAGAUGGAAAUGGAGAUGAAGAUGGUGUUCCAGCAAAAGGUGCAGGAGAAGGAGAGCAAACUCCGCCAGAGCGAAGAAGAGCUGUACGCCCGUCACAAGGAGAUGAAGGACCAGCUAGACCGGCAACGACAAGAGCUCGAGGAGAAGAAGGCACGCAUCGAGUCGGGCCGGCCGAUCGAAGAAAAGGGCAAGAGAAAGGGAUUCUCGCUCCGCUAAGGCGGGCCAGCUGGCGACUGGAUCGUUUCCCCUGCUCCGCUCUGGACGAUAUCACGCCUCUCGACCGAACCUUUCCAGUUCUCUACACCCUCUUACAGACCUUGUUUAAUAUAAUGCGGCCGACGAUACCACUGGGUGCUAUCGGUAAAAGGGAUAAUACGCAGCGGUGCGACAUUGGGCACCCAGCAACCCAGUGUCACGUCUUGGUGCAGUUGUCCGGAUUGUUGAUUGAUACCAACGUCUUUGCGCUCCUUCCGAUUCCCUUGCUUCUCUUUCAGCAUUUUCUAUUAUUUAGUAUUCCGCAGACGUAGUUCGGAGCGUGGAGUGUGUCGGACAGGUUCUUUUCAUGUACUCUACAGACCAUCAUACUAGGCAAAUUUCAUUUGUUGGCAGAAAAAAAAA